AUGACGUAUUCCUCUCUAUAUACCGUUUUUUCCAUACCAUACGUCACUUAUGUCGUUUUAUCAUUGUACAAAGGCUUGUUGAGAAGAGACAGACAUCAAAGUUAUCCAUUGCUUCCCAAAUUUGGUCAACCUUCAAACUCGGAACCGUUGGAAGAGAUUUUAGGUAGGACCGUACGAUUUACAAAAGGAAGUGGACAAAUAUAUUAUCCGCAAAAAUUGGGAUCUCUAUGUGAGCCUGCGGGACAACAUAAGGGAAUAAUGGAAAAUUUGGGACAAAAACAGUAUGUUAGGGACAUAGGUGCACUUGAAUCCGCUCUUCAUAGACCACAGUGGAUGUUUGAUUAUUCAGAAGUUCAAUCGAUUCCUUCACCUUUUAGAAUGGCCGCCGGCCUUGGAUAUGAUUAUCAGUGUUGA
Molecule: messenger RNA, 414 nt
Organism: Paraglomus occultum
Lineage: Eukaryota; Fungi; Glomeromycota; Glomeromycetes; Paraglomerales; Paraglomeraceae
Source: the annotation of a GenBank genome assembly